AAAAGAUGCCAGCGAAACAGCUUAACCACGAAACGAUUGCGCCUCGGACCAUGAUGAUUGCCUGCGCUUCUCUAUAGUCCUUAAUUACUAUUCAGCCUCUCCUUUUUGAUUCUUGUCUUUGUUACUGCGCAUGACCUCUUCGUCUUGAUAUUGACCGUCGCAUCUAUCGCGACCUCCUUUCCGCUUCCGCCAAGACAUCCAACAUGGCAUCCGCACUCUUCUUUCUAGAUCUCAAGGGCAAGACCCUUCUUGCCCGUAACUAUCGUGGUGACAUUCCCAUGUCAGCAGUUGAAAAGUUCCCUGUACUCCUUUCAGAAGCUGAGGAAGAUUCCUCUGCUGUUCCACCAUGUUUCUCCCACGAAGGCAUCAACUACCUCUACAUCCGCCAUAACAAUCUCUACCUCCUCGCCCUUACGAAACGAAACACGAAUGCCGCCGAAAUCCUCCUAUUCCUUCACAAGAUCGUCGAGGUCUUUACCGAGUACUUCAAAGCUUUAGAAGAAGAAUCCAUUCGAGACAACUUUGUCAUCAUCUACGAACUUCUCGACGAAAUGAUGGACUUUGGUUAUCCUCAAACAACAGAAUCCAAGAUCCUUCAGGAGUACAUCACCCAGGAGUCUCACAAGCUCGAGAUCCAAGCACGGCCGCCGAUUGCUGUCACAAACGCUGUGUCGUGGCGAUCAGAGGGUAUCCGUUACCGCAAGAACGAAGUGUUCCUCGAUGUUGUCGAGUCUCUCAACCUUUUGGUGUCUGCAAACGGCAAUGUCCUUCGAUCAGAGAUUCUUGGCGCUAUCAAGAUGAAGUGUUACCUCAGUGGUAUGCCCGAGUUGCGUCUAGGAUUGAAUGACAAGGUCAUGUUCGAGACAACCGGUCGAGCCACCCGUGGUAAAGCUAUCGAAAUGGAGGACGUCAAGUUUCACCAAUGUGUACGACUAUCACGAUUCGAGAACGACCGAACCAUCUCCUUUAUCCCCCCUGACGGCGAAUUCGAGCUCAUGUCCUACCGUCUCAACACCCAAGUCAAGCCUCUGAUUUGGGUUGAAUGUGUGGUCGAAUCCCAUUCAGGCUCCCGGAUCGAAUACAUGCUCAAGGCUCGAGCCCAAUUCAAGCGUCGCAGUACCGCCAACAAUGUCGAAAUCGUGGUUCCCGUUCCGGAUGACGCCGAUAGCCCUCGUUUCCGAACAAACAUCGGAUCCGUUCAUUACGCCCCUGAGCAAAGUGCCAUUGUCUGGAAGAUUAAACAAUUUGGUGGUGGCAAGGAAUUCCUCAUGCGUGCUGAGCUGGGCCUGCCAAGCGUGAGAGGAGAUGAUGAACAAGGUGGCGGUAUGAUGGGUGGUUUCGGUGGUAGCAUGGGAGGAGUCGGAGGUGUGGGUAAGGGUGCCAAACGACCUAUCCAGGUCAAGUUUGAGAUUCCUUACUUUACCACAAGUGGUAUUCAGGUUCGGUAUCUAAAGAUUACCGAGCCAAAGUUGCAAUAUCCUUCGUUGCCUUGGGUUCGAUACAUUACCCAAUCUGGCGAUAUCGCUGUACGACUUCCUGACGCGGUCUGAGUCGACUACAUAAUCGAACGGACAACUACACCUAGCUCAUGGAUGGGAUAACGAACAUGGGGCAAACUGCAGAGCAGGGGCUUCAUACAGGAAUGAAUAAUAGACUAAAUCAAUUCAAGCUUAAGCUGUCAAACAUUUGGUCAAUCUCGAACAAU
Messenger RNA from Fusarium oxysporum Fo47, 1705 nucleotides. RefSeq names its product Mu homology domain-containing protein. Gene Ontology annotation, cellular component: clathrin-coated vesicle; clathrin adaptor complex. Gene Ontology annotation, molecular function: clathrin-cargo adaptor activity. Gene Ontology annotation, biological process: intracellular protein transport; vesicle-mediated transport. The record is from RefSeq and is a predicted model, not a curated record. NCBI's taxonomy places the organism in Eukaryota, Fungi, Ascomycota, Sordariomycetes, Hypocreales, Nectriaceae. The transcript has 4 exons. The coding region runs from base 204 to 1550 and encodes 448 amino acids.